Messenger RNA from Fusarium venenatum, 507 nucleotides. RefSeq lists its product as uncharacterized. The record is from RefSeq and is a predicted model, not a curated record. Lineage: Eukaryota; Fungi; Ascomycota; Sordariomycetes; Hypocreales; Nectriaceae.
AUGAUCGAUCCCUCAGCAUCUCAUCACCUCGUGAGUCGCUGGAAACUCGGCCUGGCCGACCGAUGGUACUUGAUCCAGUCCGAAACCCUACACAUUCCCGAUCGUUUCGGUUUUUUCACCCCGGGGCCUCCUCCACACCAAGAAUUUGAAGUUGAACGUUUUAUCGGGCUAUUGUCAUGUCAAUUGUGCUUGGUCUUACUCCACCUGUUAAUCUUCAGUGUCUCACUGCAGACCGGGGUAUCUCUUUCGGAUGUCUCAGGGAUCCUAUUGGGACUGCAGUUCGCAGUGUUUGGGCUCUUCUGGGGAAUCAAAUAUCCCCAUCCUAGCAGCAGUACCAAAGCUUGGGGGACAUGGGAGUACAGCGAUGAUGAUGCUGCUCGCAUCCAUUACUGCAAGGAACUCUUUGAGUUAUGUGUUGGAGAAUGGAACUACAAAACGCUUUUGAGAUUACUAGUUUCUUGGUUCCUUUAUUCGGUACUAAUGUGGAUUGAAUGGCCCUGGCUGUGA